GAGAGACAGAAAGAUAGAGAGUGAACCACGCUCUCUGGAAAUGGCUUCCAAUGUUGGUGCGCUUCUUCUUCUUCUUCUUCUCGCCGUCUGGAUAGGCUCUCCGAAGGUCGAAUCCCUUGCUCUCCAGGUAGAAGACGACGCCAUCUUCCGAUCCUCGGAUGGAUUUAGCUGCCCCUCUCCGGAUCCCUUGCUGUACUACCGGCCGGUGAUCGGGAUCCUGACUCAUCCCGGUGAUGGCGUCAAUGGGAGGCUGAGUAACGCCACGAACGCCUCCAAUAUCCCUGCUUCCUGUGUUAGGUUCGUCGAGUCGGGUGGCGCUCGCGUCAUCCCUAUCAUCUACAACGAGCCCGAAGAUCUCAUCAUCCAAAAACUCAACUUGGUGAAUGGCGUGCUGUUAACUGGUGGAUGGGCGAAAACAGGCUUGUACUAUGAUGUGGCGAAGAAAAUUUUUGAGAUAGUUUUGGCAAAAAAUGAUGCAGGGGAUCAUUUUCCUUUGUUGGCAGUCUGCUUGGGCUUUGAGCUAUUGAGCAUGUUCAUCAGCCAGAAUAAUGAUAUCUGUGAGAGAUUUUAUGGAGAAAUUCGAGCAUCUACACUUCAAUUCAGUAUUUCAGAAACCAAUGGAACUCUUUUCGAGAGAUUUCCUCCAGAUUUAUUGACUAAGAUGAGUAAAGAAUGCCUUGCCAUGCAAAAUCAUUUGUUUGGUAUCUCACCUAAAAGGUUGCAAGAGAACAGUGCACUGUCAAGCUUCUUCAAGAUUCUCACAACCACUGCUGAUACCAAUAAUGAGGAUUAUAUUUCUACUGCACAAGCUUACAACUAUCCUGUCAUUGCGUUUCAGUGGCAUCCUGAGAAAAAUGCUUUUGAUUGGGGAUCUAAUGAAAUUCCGCAUAGUGAAGAUGCAGUUCGAGUUACUCAAAACACUGCCAACUAUUUCAUCAGUGAAGCGCGGAAAUCUUCAUCCAGACCUGAUGAUCCAGUGAUGUUGCUAUCCCAUCUCAUUUACAAUCACAAGCCAGCUUAUGCAGGUGAAGGAUAUGAUGAAGUUUAUAUUUUCACAUGAUGUCUCAAUGCACUACGUUUGCUAGGAAAUUAUAAGGCCCGUUUGAAUCAUCACGCGGGUGUGCGUGUGUUUUUUAUUAUUUAUUUAUUUAUUAUUAAUAAUGUUUGAGCUGUACAGAGACUGCUUUUAAAUUAUACAAUUAUGUUUAAAGCCAUAUAGAAAUAUUUGAGGAAUA
Molecule: messenger RNA, 1235 nt
Organism: Dioscorea cayenensis subsp. rotundata (Guinea yam)
Lineage: Eukaryota; Viridiplantae; Streptophyta; Magnoliopsida; Dioscoreales; Dioscoreaceae
Product: gamma-glutamyl hydrolase 2-like
Exons: 10
Coding region: 41-1060 (339 amino acids)
Biological process (GO): tetrahydrofolylpolyglutamate metabolic process
Cellular component (GO): vacuole
Molecular function (GO): gamma-glutamyl-peptidase activity
Source: RefSeq, a predicted model, not a curated record